AUGUCUGGAAUUGGGGAAAAAGAUGGGGAAGAAGAAAGAUAUAAACAAUUCUUUGUUUGUAAAGAAAGCUCUAUUUUUACAAAUAAAUUUCCAUUAAUAAAUAGACAAACUGCUUAUCAAUUUGUUGCUGGCAUUCAAAUUGCUUUUAGUUUUCUUUCAAUACUUUUAAUUGUUCUAAGUUUACCAUUAAUGCAUAGCAGAACACAGACAACAUUAAAUUAUGUAAAUGCAGAAAUUAAUUUUUGUGAGCGUUCACUUUUGGAAGCCCAAAAACAAUUAGAAAUGCGUAGAAUUGGUGGAAGAACUCCGGGAAAACCCGGUCCUGCUGGAAAGCCAGGUAUUCCUGGUACUUCUCCCAAUCAGACUUGUCCUCUUGCACCACGCAGAGAACCACCACCUUGCCGGCCAUGUCCAAAAGGGCCACCAGGCAUUAAAGGCUGGCCAGGUUUUCCUGGCGAUGUUGGCCCUGUUGGUCCACCUGGAGAGAAGGGACGUGAUGGGGAUGAUGGGGCACCAGGAGAACCAGGCCCUCAAGGCCCGCCUGGUUUUAAAGGUCCGCCAGGCCCGCCUGGAGAUAAAGGAGAAACUCCCCAUGGAGAAGUUAGGGAAGGUCCGCCUGGAGAUCUCGGACCGCCUGGUCCCAUUGGGGCUUCAGGAGUGCCUGGAUUACCUGGUCGAAAUGGAAUGACUGGACCUUCUGGAGGAGAGCCUGGAGAGCCAGGUUAUCCAGGACCUGAAGGCCCUACAGGAAUUCAAGGACCUCCUGGCCAACCGGGUGUUUGUGUAUGUCAAAAUGUUGAUUCUGUUAUUGUUGCUGGACCAGAUCCUUCACAGCCACGUUUUUCUGAUCAGCAAAAUUAUGCAUAUCCGUCUUAUAACAACGCUGAAGAAGGAGGAAGUGGUGGAAGUUCUAUUUAUGGAUAA
Messenger RNA from Meloidogyne enterolobii, 924 nucleotides. NCBI's taxonomy places the organism in Eukaryota, Metazoa, Nematoda, Chromadorea, Rhabditida, Meloidogynidae. The record is from the annotation of a GenBank genome assembly.